This is a messenger RNA of Hemibagrus wyckioides, 4297 nucleotides long. Its product is annotated as CD209 antigen-like protein E. The record is from RefSeq and is a predicted model, not a curated record. The coding region runs from base 2037 to 2798 and encodes 253 amino acids. NCBI's taxonomy places the organism in Eukaryota, Metazoa, Chordata, Actinopteri, Siluriformes, Bagridae. The transcript has 5 exons.
CCAUUACAUGUGUUUCCGGUCAAUUUCCCUGAUUCUGUAUUCUCAAACGACACAAGUUCUGACCUGAACGCAGAAAAAUGCGCCACGCACUGGUCUGUGACAAACAUAUAUGCUUUCAGAUAUGUCAGGGUGGGUUGCCAGAUAUCAACAAAAUUCCCAGUCCGACAGCAGCGUCUCAAAAAAGCAGAUUUCAAGACAGCCCAAAACAAACAGGUACAGGAACAGGAAGAAAUGCACACACACAAUAUCUGCAGGUAAUCUCUAAUACAGACACUACAUACUCUUCCUUUUUCCUUUUCUCGAAAAAAAUAAAUCUCGAUUUAUUUUUGAAACAAAACAAAAGGUUCAGCACAUUGUGAUCAUAGAUCAGUGGAAAUACUUCAAGGUCUGUAGCAUGUUAACUAAUUCAUAGGACAGAAUUUAGAUACUAUAUAAAUAUACUAUUAUAUAUAAUAUUUACAUACUAUUUAAAUACUACAAAUAUAGUUUAGGGCACAAUAAAUGCAAUCCUUUUAUACAAUCAUAUAAAUGAAGCUUGAAAGCGGCAGAUGAAAAGCCUAAUCACUCGGAGUAAUAAUGUUAUGACAGAGCAGUAGUUAGGAAGAUGAUGCAUUCACGUGAUCAAUCAUGAGACGUACACAAAACAGAAGAAUAAGAGUAAGUAGAAAACAUCAGGAAAACUCAUGGGAACAGAAAAAAAAACACGUACCAUGACCCCUCUCUAUGGGACCCCUCCAGGUGAGUGGACAGGUUUCUCCAGAUGGGCCCAGUGUUAUCUUGGAUUAGAGAGGGACUGAGGAUGAAUGAUCGGGACACCCAGGUCUAUAUCCCGCUCAGUCCAGCAAGUAUCACAGGCUCUGUUUCCUAAUACACACAUCUGUCAGCCUCCUCAUGGUGUAAGCAGGGUGAUAUUAUAUGGCCCGACUGGUCAGAGGGAGGGUCGGCAGGGCUGAAGUAGACCAGCUUUAGUUGGGAAACAUGGAAGGAGGGGUGGAGCUUGAGACAGAAAACAAAGGGUAUGAUGCAGGGGUCUAGAUAUUAAGGGGAGAGUUUCUUUGAGUUGGAUUUCUAAAGGAGAUCUUUAGAUGAGAGCUGAAGAUAUCUGGCCUGGUUGGUAGUAGGGUGAUUUAUCAGUGACUGCCCUGGACAGGGAAUUGUGGGAGUACUCAUUUGAGAGCUGCGUCCAGCUUCUGAUUGGCCCAUUCCACCUGAUUAUUGGUCUGUAGGUGAAAACGUGAAGAUAACACCACUAUGAACUAUAUAGGUGUAUAUAGGUGGAGGUCAGCCAGGUGCUACAACCUGUCUGGAAGCUCUGAUGAAAUGGGCCAUUGCCCAGACUGAUGAGUAGAUGGGAAGCCAGUGUGUUCACCUGAUCAAUCAGCAGAAGGUGCGAAAUGGAUCACCAUGUCAGAGAUGCACAAACAAGUAGACGCAAAAGAAGAAGGGCCAGUACAGGAAACAGGCAAGAAUAUGUCCUGCCUCCUUUUGCAUGCUUGUGCUUGCAAGUGUGUGUGCAUCCUGUGUGAAGUUGUCGGUGAGAACUUUUUUCUUUUGUUUUUUUGCAAUAGAGCAAAGGUGAACGCUGAUCUUAGAGCAUUGGUCGUACAGUUUCCUGCAUAAAAGCUCAUGAAAAGGAAAUCGGCUGCAGACUGCAGGGUCAUAUAAAAUAAUAUAGUUUUCAAACUGGUAUAUAAUAUAGUGAAUAGUGAAUAGCUUUGUGUAAUGACAUUAUUAGAAACAAAAAUAUGAUCAAUCAAUGCAACGUAUACAUCAUCAUAAUGCAACAAGAUUAUUUUGAGAUUUGCACAACUGCUGGACUCUAACAAGAACAUCUACAGGAUGUGGAAAAACUGCAGCUCAAAAGUCUUCAGAGUUUAAACGCAAGAUGAUACUACUGAUAUCCCCCCGGCUCUUUGACUCAUUUCCUUUAUUGACAGCAGCACAUUUAAUUCACUUCACAGAGGUGCAGCCUGUCAGUCACGCCCAUACAGAGCUGCAGAAGUUUCACCUUUUAUUGAGUAUUUUAUAGAUUAAAGAUGCUUCAACAUUCUUCUGAGAGAGUGGAGAGGGUGGUGGAUAUCUACGAGACUGUAGACGCUGUUAGAGGUCACGACCCCGACACCAAGAAGGGAGACUCUUAUGCAGAGAAACGCCUAGAAGAACAACACACAGGAGGAGACACUGCAUGCAGCAGGUGUUACAGACUGACUGCAGUGUGUGUGGUGCUGCUGCUGUGUGUUCUCCUGCUGGCUGCCAUCACAGUGCUGUGGAUCAAAUUCUACAUCCUGAAAACAGAAAACAACCAGCUCCAGACCAGUUACAACAACCUGACUAAAGAGAGAGACCAGUUACAGUCCAGUUACAACAACCUGACUAAAGAGAGAGAGCAGAUACAGAAGGAGAGAGAUUCAUGGAAAUGGAGGUGUUUCAGUUCCAGAUCCAGUUUUUAUGUCAUGUCUAAUGGGAACAAGAGCUGGGAGGAGAGCAGAAAGGACUGCAGGGACAAAGGAGCAGACCUGCUGAUCAUAAACAGUAAAGAGGAACAGGAGUUCAUCGUUAAACAGCUGGGCAAUUUUGAGGCUUGGAUUGGUCUGAGUGACAGAGAAAAAGAGAGAGAGUGGAAAUGGGUGGACGGUACACCACUGACCACUGCUUUCAGGUACUGGGCUGAAGGGGAACCGAAUAAUGCAGAUGAAGAGGACUGUGCUGUGAUUUACGCUUCAUCUACGUCUGUCUGGAACGACAGGAAAUGUUCUGUUCAAUUACCGUGGAUCUGUGAGAAACCUGUUUCUCAAUGAUGUGUAUAAUUUUAAAUGAAAAGUGCUUAUAGACAAAUUGAGUGAAAUCUAUACAAUAUCAAAGACAACAUUUUGAUAAUAAUUGUGUUUCAGUGUCUGCUCUUGUUUUCUCAGUAAUCAUUCGCUGAUACAAAGUGAUGCACAGUGAUUGUUUUUUUUUUUUAUCUUAUAGAUUUGUUGUAUAUUUCUUGUGAUUCUGAUGCAGUAACUUUGUAGAUCAUGAUGAUUGAUUGAGUUUAAUUGAGAUAAUUAUGUUGGUUUGAAAAAGCCAACAUUCUGUUUUUCUUCUUUUUCUUAGACAAUUAAUUAUCAAGAGUAACUCCUCCUAGAGCGUUAGAGCGACAUGCACCAAACUCGGCAUGGUUGUUCAUCCUGGUCUGAAGUUUGUUGCUAUUACUUUUCUAAGCGAUCGAAAUUCUGGUAUUCUAGGUACGGAAGCUCAAAAUGGCCUUUUUCCACAUGCAUCACCCAGGAUAAUACAGCUGUUCAUCAAAUUAUUUCACACACAGCUAGCAACGAGACUAUACAUGGAAGCAUUAUAUAAACUUAAAUCUCUAAGCACAAAUUGAAGUAGUUUGUAUAAAGGAUGAAGAAAAUAUGCGUGGCCAUGUCCAGGAACGCCACGUGCACACUCUAAAACUAGCUGACUGAAAGUUGUAAUGAACAGGUAUCGCGGUUGCACAAUCAGCGAUGAAAUGCCAGAAGCAGCAACAGAUCAUUUUAAUGUCAUUAUGGAUGAAAAGAAAGAAUGGAGAUGUGAGUCGGUUGAUUCAGUAAAUUAGCUCAGGUCAGGAUAAUAAUAUUUUCAUGAAAAUUCUAUGUAGCAUGAAAACAAGACUUUAAACCACGCAUUUUCUGUCAGCAAUGUAUGACAAGCAGACUCUGGAUGCUAGUUUAAUGUUAGACUCAAUAUGAUCAUAACUCAGUGGUUUUCAUAUCAGAGGACAGAUGAGGUGGAGAGUUAGGAUACGUGGAAAGAUGGGAUUGAAUGGAUAGAUGGAGGACAAUGUUUUUAUUAUUUUUUAUGUUUGUGGGAUUGCAAAUCUUGCAUCCUGUGUACCAAAUAAGUAGUGUAUCUAUUGUAUUAUCAAUUUACCCAUCCUUUUAGAUUACAGAAGUAAGGACUACAGAUGGUUUUUCCUACCCUGGUAUAAUACAGUGUUAGAGGCAUAAAAAUGAUCUUUUUUAAGUAUUUGUCCUGCACAGGAAUGUAAAUAUUUUAAUUUGUUCAUUAACUAAUGGUGGUUGUUUAUGCAUGAAAGUAAUGAUCAACAUUUUCCUAUUAUUCCAUAUUAAUGUGGCUGAUGUCUAUCUGCACCUGAUAUUACACAACAGUGACCCAACACACACAGUUCGUUAAAGCUUUCUGCUUUUUCUAUUCUAAACCCCUGCGGUUUGGUGGAUGUGUCUCUGACGGACGUCCUGUGCAACAAGGGAUUUAUUUUACAUUUUCAGGUACAGUGGUUGGUUUAAAAUAAAAGUUUGUUUAACAGUGGAAA